GAGCGUGUCCCUGCCUGGCCAGCACCUCCCGGGGAUUUCAGACAGCAAAGGGACCACGGUGAGGAGGAAGGCACCUGGGAAUUCCUGCAGUCCUCUGGGCCGGUUCCCGGGCCAUGGCAGCCACCACGGUGACGGACGCGGGCAGCGUGAGGAUCAUCACGGAGGUGAUCUCGGCCACGGAUCCCCGGGCGGCCCAGCUGGCCUCAGGCUCCCAGGCACCUGCCAGGACCUCAUUCCAAACACAAGGCUUCCGCAGGGCUCAUCCCAAGGUGUUGGGGACCAUCCACAUCUUCACUGGAAUUGUCCACAUCUGCUCCGGGAUCAUCCUGACACUGUCGGAGCACAGGAACCCUUCCCUCCCUGUGGCCAGCGGGGUCUUCUUCUGGCUGGGGAUCCUGCUCCUGGUCUCGGGCUCGUUGCUGGUGGAAAGUGAAAGGAGAGACAGCCCUGUGCUGGUCAAGGCCUGCUGUGUGCUCAGCGUGGGCGUUGUCCUGGGCACGCUGGUGGCCAUCGGGAUCCACAGCACGGCCGUCACCCGGAUCACGCCCGGCUGCGAGAAACCCGAGCCCUUCCGGACCCGCCCGGAAUGGUGCCUCCACAUGGAGAGCAAGAAGCUGAGCAACGGCCUGGAUUCCAUCCUGGCGCUGCUCGGCCUCCUGGAAUUCUGCGUGGCCGUGGCGGUUCUGGCGUUCGGAUACGACACGGUCCGGCAGCACACGUACACCCAGCUGGUGAGGGAGGCGGCAAUCCUGCAAAUCCCGGGAAUGCUGAUCCACCCCUUCCUCCCGUGUCCCUCCCGGACAUUUCCCUGGAUUUCCCUGUGUUUGCUUCCCCAGGCGCUGUAGCCACGGCCCAGCCCCGCACGUGGAGCCCCCUGGGAUGCCCUCAGCGUGUUCAGUCCCCAAUAAAAGCCUCUCCCCCA
Molecule: messenger RNA, 922 nt
Organism: Melospiza melodia melodia
Lineage: Eukaryota; Metazoa; Chordata; Aves; Passeriformes; Passerellidae
Product: membrane-spanning 4-domains subfamily A member 4D-like
Exons: 5
Coding region: 114-845 (243 amino acids)
Cellular component (GO): membrane
Source: RefSeq, a predicted model, not a curated record